Molecule: messenger RNA, 1401 nt
Organism: Paramecium tetraurelia
Lineage: Eukaryota; Ciliophora; Oligohymenophorea; Peniculida; Parameciidae
Exons: 2
Source: RefSeq, a predicted model, not a curated record
AUGUAUGAGUUUGCAAGUGAGAAAACAAGAGGAAUUAAUGGAUCUAAAAUUAUUAGAUAGGAUAAAACAAAAUAUAGAAGUCAUAACUUUUUUUCUGUGAAUCCUCAUGUCAGAAUGUUUAGCCAAUUAUUCUAAAAAAGCCCGUAUUUAACAUAGUUUAAGGAGAUGCUCUUUUCAAGCCUUUAGCAGAUUUAUUUGAGGACUUCGUUGAUCCUAACUGUUUUACAAUGGAUGCAACCGCCAAUUCUGUGUAACUCUUAGAAAAUGAGAGAUCAAUAAUACUUAAAAAUUAUACAAUAUGCUCAGUCGACCAGAUAAUUGGGAAUCGUACCUGAAUAAAUUUAUAUCAUCGAAAUAGAGAGACUCCUUAAAGUCUUAUAAAAUGACAACAAAGAAAUAUCAUUAAAAAUUCUAUAUGAACUUUGUGUUGCCAUGAAUUGCAUUAUAAGGGGCAAAUAGGAAUUCAUUUUGUAUGAUAAAUUUUUUGCUUAUUUGUACCAUCAAUUUAAUUCAGGAUACGAUUUCGUCUAGCAAUCUAUUCAAUAGAGAGAAUAUUUGAAAAAAUAAAAGGAAGAGCAGAGACUAGGUAAAUUAAAUCAGCAUGGUUUAAGAAGAGUAGGAUAAAUAUCAAUUUUAAAGAACGAAUUUUACUUAGAAGAAUAGCAGAGUGAUGGAAUCAGUAACAUUCCUUAAGUACUUACGAUUGAUUCAUAAUUGAAGCUUCCAAAUUCAAGAAUAUUAUCAGGAAAACUAUCAUAAUAAAUCUAAAGUGCUGAAGUGGCAAUUCAAGAUUUAUAAAAAGAAGUCAAGGACUAUUACAAUAUGUAUGCUGAGUAUUUUUAUGAUUCCGUAAAAAACUUGAUUUAAUUCAAAGGGGGAAACGAGUCAUCAAAUCAUAAAUUUCUAGGUUUGAGAUUCAAUAUGAAGUAGAUGCUGUCUAUCAAUGCAAUAUAUCAAAAUGAAGAGAAUGGCACUAAAUUAUAUUUGCAUCAGUAUCAACUAGUCUCUGGAUUAAAUGAAAAGCAAAAUUCCUUAACAUAAUAUUUGACUUAUCAAUCGAUGUUUAACAAUAAUAACAAGGAGGAUCAAGUUGAAAAUUUAUAGGAGUUUUUAAGAUAAAGUCCUCCUUUAUCUCCCCACCAAUCAAAUGUUCAUAUUAAAACUGAAACUGUGCAUCAAUAGACUCAUAGCAAUGAGGAUAUUAAAGUUGAGUGUGAAGAUGGAAAUUUGAAUGAAUAUGAAAACGAAUGUGGUGUCCUAUUAGAUUUUACAUUAUUUGAUCCUCAAACAACUGUGCAAUAUCAAGUCUACUCAGUUAAUAGUGAAUGCAUAGCUGGAAUUAAAAUAUCAUUUCCUGAAGAGUAGAGUAGUUUUCGGUUGAUCCGAAUUUCCAUGUAUUGA